CACCAUAAAAUGUUGUUGCCCCCGAUCUGCGGUUGUCCCCCACCUCCACUUCAAUUUCCCCGUGCAGGCCAGCCACCAUCCAUCAUUCCACCACCCCUCAAUUCCCGGGGAAAAGAGCAAUCCAUCCAUCAAUACCAACCCCACUUCCAGCUAAAACCUGUACCCAUUCCACAUCACUCCAGCAUUUGCCAGUCCCCCUACAGAUCCCAUUUCAUCUGCUGCUCCCCUCCGUCUUCCCACUUUCCUCCAAACAAAACCAGGCAACUUGGUUGGACAAGUUUCAAGAAUAGAUUCUAUCUUCCAAUCUCUCGUCACUUCUAACCUUCUCAUUGUCAUCUAAGUGGACCUCCAGGUUGAUCUGAAUUUGUUUAUGAUUUCAAUGUGGAAGCUCUACUGUUGGAAGUUCUCCAUUCUCUUUCUAUCCGUCCUUGCCCUUGUCACCUCCGCUAAAAACGCUGGAAAUCCUGCCAAUGAGAUUGUUGACUACAUAAAUAAGAACCGAACAGCGAAUAAGCUCCCAAAGUUGUACGACAGUCCAGGGCUAGGGUGCAUGGCUUUGCAAUACAUAUCAGAGUGCAUGGGAAACUGCAGUAGCAACAAUUCACUGAGCUGUCAUCCUCCGGAAGUUGACAUCACCGAGGUAUAUGCCGCCAAUUGCGGCGUAGAGUUACCAACAGUUGACAUUAUAUCUGGCCAUCUUGUUGGAUGCCAGUGGAAAUAUCUGAAUCCAGAGCAAGCUUUGUCUGAAGUUCUGAUUCCAGACGAGAAAAGACUCUCUCUUUUGCACAGCAAAGAGCACACUGAAGUUGGAGUGGGAUUUAAUAGAGCUCAUCAUGGACCAUCCUUUUGGUGCAUCUUAUUUAGCAGUGGAAAAACCAGCUCGACCUUCGUACUAGAAGGUGGAAGAGGGAUUAAGCAGAGAAAUGGUUGCUUCAGUGGAACAGAUCUACCAUGUAGUGCUGGGAGGAAGCUUCUGUUUUUGGCAGACUUAAAGCCUGUUGUUUUCUCGAUGCUACUUUAUCUUAUAGUUGGUAUGUAGUUGGUUAGUGAGUGGAAAACAGAGAAAUUGGUUAUAUCAGAGUAGGCUUUACAUGAGCGCGUAGAAUGGAGUCAAUUUUUGAUGUAAUCUAUUUGGCAUUGAACGGAUCAGUUCCAUCUUUAAUCAAGGAAGUUGGAAUAGGCAUUAAGUUGUAAAUAGUUUCCUCAUUUAA
Messenger RNA from Elaeis guineensis (African oil palm), 1211 nucleotides. RefSeq lists its product as uncharacterized. The record is from RefSeq and is a predicted model, not a curated record. Lineage: Eukaryota; Viridiplantae; Streptophyta; Magnoliopsida; Arecales; Arecaceae.